UGUGAAGUUAGAUGCUAUCCAUUGUUGAAGAAGAGCCCACUAUAGCUGAAGAAGAGAAGCAACUAUCCCCUUCGGGUCUGAAUCAGGACAUUAAGCACUUAUUUAGUAAGGAGGCUAGAAAGAGACGCUUUGUGAACUCCAUAAAGAAGAAAUUUGGAGUCAAUACAAAUGCCAAGUCUAUAUUUGAGAUGGGCAAAACUGAGUCCUCCGGACUUAAAGCAAAAGGGCCCAAGAGCAUCCCACUCAAGAUUAAUCUCAAGAACUUGAAUAAUAGCUUCGAGAUCAUGGCCAAGAAGGAUACCAUCUUGAAGAAGAACUCAGCUUUUUGAGGUAAUAGGUCCAGAGCACUGUCUCCAGUCCAGACAAACAAAUUUUUUAAGAAGAGGAAGGCAAUGAAGAAUAUGCGUCACUGAAAGUCACCCCAACCUGAAGGAUUAGCGGAUAUUCACCGUAAAAAUACCUUCAUAACUAAAAAUGAGCGAAGCAAGAAGAUACCAACCAAAUCAAUUGGGAAGGUUAAUUUCUCAGAGAAAUGAGUCCCACCUCUUAAGAUGUCUUAUGACACUGAUAAGUCUAUGAGCACAAAGGAUAUGUCAGAAGCUUCUCCUACUUAUAAGCAAGAGCGCAGAAUUCGUAAUAAGAAUCUUUCACAGAACUUCAUGAAAAGUUUAGCGUAUCUUGAGCCUCUGAAGAAGCUUAAAAAGAGUUACUCACCGACAAAAUCAAGGGAGAUCCCUUUGGAGGAUAUUUCCAGUCCUUCUAAAAAGAGAAAGUUCAAGAGAUCCAUCACUAGCUCUGUCAACCUAAGCCCUUUGAAGGAGAAAAAUAUUAAGAAUCCCUUAGAGCUGUUACUGAAUUUACCAGUAAAGGCCAGUUAUGAGAGGAAGGAGAAGGCUUUUGUGAAGGUACUUUAUGACUAAUAAUUCAUACUAAUAUCCCUAUCCGAGUCUGCUAUUAACUUUCCAAGGCUCCGGCCGGAGCCUUGGAAGCUUUUAAUAACUCUAUUUGGAUUUUUUAUGAAAUUUUGUUAUACUUUCCUUCAAAAUUUCUGACCAUCUGGACUUACUAAACUAGUAAAAAUCCGAAUAAUUAGUUUCGUUGAGAGGUUUUAGGGAAAUAAUCUCGUUGAGUAAGUAAAAUUUUGUUAAGAAAAUACUCCAGAACUCGAACUGAGUGAAGAUAUCCGUUGCCAGCAGCGAUCUUUACUAAAAGAUCUUAGGAAAAAUUUUAAUCUUCUUGGGAACCUACAAUCUAGUUUAUGUUCAUAUUCUUUAUUUUUGAGAGUUAUAGUUUGUACACUCUUUAACAGAUACAGAGCUCUCAUGGGUGACAUCUAGGAUGUCUAAUCCUGAGACUUUAAGCCAAGAUUCUUCGACUGUAUACCCCCUUAUGCUUAUAUCCAAAAAUUAUCAGCUUAGCCAUGAUGUUUAGAGUAACUUUUGGAUUUCUUUCCAAAGAUGAUCAGAGUGAAAUGGGAACAUGCUAAUAUUUUAGUUGUUAUAUUAUAAUUUUACUCAAAUUUCAUAAAAAUGAACAGAAAUAUUCGUUUUUAGAAUACGAAGAAUUCUUCAUAUUUCUGAAUUAGAAGGAUCCGUACUUGAAAAACUUGGUCUGCCUGUUGUCAGAGCAAUGGUAGGCGGAAUUUCAUUGAGUGGUUUAUGAUAUUUUACAGCAAGAUUUGGAAAAGUAUCCGUUAUUAAAUUAUUUCACCUUCAAUGAAAUUUACCCUCUUGUAAUUUGUACGUCCAGAAUUUAGUCGUUAUGGAAUGGAUUAGAUUAAUGAAGAGGCUAAUAGGGUUUGAUAUGGGUCUUAUAAAAUUGAAUUUUCAGAUUUUGUAUCUUUGGGAAAUGAAAGCGAUAUGAGUAAAGAUUCGAAAAUUAAGU
Molecule: messenger RNA, 1884 nt
Organism: Moneuplotes crassus
Lineage: Eukaryota; Ciliophora; Spirotrichea; Euplotida; Euplotidae
Source: the annotation of a GenBank genome assembly